Striga asiatica is the source of this 417-nucleotide messenger RNA. The record is from the annotation of a GenBank genome assembly. NCBI's taxonomy places the organism in Eukaryota, Viridiplantae, Streptophyta, Magnoliopsida, Lamiales, Orobanchaceae.
AUGAGCUUGCCGAGGGACCACCAUUCUCAUUGUCCUCGGGAAGUGAUGACCGCAAGACUGGACGUCUUGGGUAGCUCCUCCACGAAUGCCACCUUCUUUGGUACCAUGAACCCCGGCAGCCUCUCCCGGCAGUGCCGCACGAUCUCCGCUUCAUUGACCUCUGGUUCCCCUUUCUGUAGUUUCACGAAGGCGCAUGGGCUUUCCCCCCAUCUUGGAUGUGGCAUCGCCACCACCGCCGCCUCCACCACCAUCGGGUGCUCAUACAAUGCUGCCUCCACCUCUACGCUGCUUAUGUUCUCCCCUCCCGAUAUGAUCACGUCCUUCAACCGGUCCUUGAUUUCCACGUACCCAUCUGGGUGGACCACCCCAGCAUCACCAGUGUGGAACCACCCGCUGCCCCCUCGGAAGGCCUCCUGA